This is a messenger RNA of Rhincodon typus (whale shark), 3619 nucleotides long. RefSeq names its product FAM20A golgi associated secretory pathway pseudokinase. The transcript is spliced from 11 exons. The record is from RefSeq and is a predicted model, not a curated record. NCBI's taxonomy places the organism in Eukaryota, Metazoa, Chordata, Chondrichthyes, Orectolobiformes, Rhincodontidae. Gene Ontology annotation, molecular function: protein serine/threonine kinase activator activity. Gene Ontology annotation, cellular component: Golgi apparatus. Bases 98 to 1633 code for a protein of 511 amino acids.
GCGGCUGACUUGAUAAGCGUGGGUUGUGUUGUGACAGACUCUUUCUCUUGUAGGAGAAAGACUGAGCUGCUGAAUGACUGACUGACUGAGCCAAGCCAUGUGGAGUGCGAGAAGCAGAUUUCUAAUCGUCCUGCUGUUCUCGACUGCUUUUACGAUCGAUCUGCUCUUCAACAUCUUACCGAAGUUACAGCAGCGGUCGAUCCGGAACCUGCGCUGCCCGUGUGAGGAGGGGUCGUUUAAUAGCAGCGCCGUGCUGCGGGGCUCCCCGGCUCUCGACACAACUCUCUCCAAACUCCGCAAACUCCUCUCGCACCCUUUGUACCGGGAGCAGAACCUAGUCCGGACACCUGGGGACCUCCUCUUAGAAAAGGACGAUGUUGUGAAAUAUUGCAAAUACAAAGCUAAAGUGGCGAAUGGGAGAAGAGCACGAAGAGGGGAUGUGACGCAUACACAUUACCACUCCCAAGUUUACCUGGCUUCUAAUUGGCUGAAGUUUCACUUAGCAAUUGAUCGCUAUGCACUGUACCCUCGAUCGGAACCAUUUAUUGAUCACCUGCUUGAAGACCUGGCUGUUGUUGACAUCAGUGAAGUUGAUUACACGUACGAUGAAAAGGCUUUGAAUGGGAGAUGCAAUUGUAAAGAAGUUGUGAAGCCAAGUGGGGUUCAUCUGAAACUACUCCUAAAAUUUCAGAACUUCGGCAAAGCGAUAUUCAAGCCUAUGAAGCAGAAACGAGAAGAGGAAACUCCAGCAGAUGUGUUUUAUUUUGUUGACUUUCAAAGGCAUAAUGCUGAAAUAGCUGCUUUUCACCUGGACAGAAUUCUUGAUUUCCGGCGUGUUCCACCAGUGGCUGGCCGAAAGCUUAACCUAAGUAGAGAAAUCCAAGACCUGACUAGAAAUGAAGAUUUGAAAGCCACUUUUUUCAUCUCACCAGAGAACAAUGUGUGUUUCUUUGCAAGAUGUCUGUACUCAUGUAAAACAGAGUAUGCAGUCUGUGGGAAACCUCACCUACUGGAAGGGUCAGUGUCUGCCUUUCUGCCUGACCUGUACAUUGCCCAGCGGGAACUCAUUGAGAACCCGUGGAGCAGAUCCUACACGUUCACUGUUAAAAAAGAGUGGGAAACCAAUCCAAGUUACUGUGACAAGAUCAAACGUACUCCUCCUUACAACACAGGUAGCAGAUUAUUGAAUGUUAUCGAUAUGGCGAUAUUUGACUUUUUAACAGGAAAUAUGGAUCGACAUCACUUUGAGGUCUUCAAGAAGUUUGGAAAGGACAGCUACAUCAUCCACUUUGACAAUGCCAGAGGGUUUGGGAAACACUCACAUGAUGAACUCUCCAUACUUGCCCCUCUGAUUCAGUGCUGCAGAAUAAAGAAGUCAACACUCUUACGCUUGAAGCUCUUGUCACAGCCAGAUUAUCGUUUAAGUGAUGUUAUGCGGGAAUCCUUGCUUCAUGAUGCUCUCAGUCCAGUAUUGACAGAGCCUCACCUCCUUGCCCUUGAUAGACGGCUGCAGGCCGUGCUGAAUGCAGUCCAGAAAUGUUUGCAGCACCGCGGAGUCGAUAACGUGAUCAAGGACGAUGUGGGAGAUGAGUUUGACUACAUGGAUUUUAACAGCAGUGCAGUGGCCAGGUAACUGGCCCACUCACGUCUUGUCCAUAUGCACAAGGAGAGUGAACGAUAAAUAGGAAGGAAUGGAAACACCGUUGAGAAUUGAAUUCUCCCCACAUUUAAAAGGCAAACUUUCAGUUGAUGUGGUAGAUUUUGUUUUUGUUUGUGUCACUUUCGAUUAUUUCCGAAGAUGCACUUCUGUUGACUGACACGUGGUAAUAUUUAAGACUGCACAAUUUUGUCCAUCUCUGUAGCCUGGCUUCCAAAAGUGGUUGCUCAGAAUACGAAGUGUGGAACUUUCUCAAAAUUAUUUGGAUUUGCUGCUGAAGAUUCACAGAUUCAUUUUUAGUUGUCUGAGCCAAUAGAUGGAGCACCAGCUCAUUGGUUCAUUACUGCACUAAACUGGGUGAGGAAAUCACACUGCCCAUCUCACCCGGCUAUAGGAGCCUCUGCUGCUCCAGAUUGGGCACUUUGACAGUGAAUUUCAUUCUGCCCACUAUAACUUUUUAGAUGGGGCUGUCACACUUUGUUAAUUACGAACCUGUUAUAAGGGAGAGGGGGGUGGGGGCGGAACAUGAUUACAGCUUUAGUCCUGCCAUUUGCUUUGCACUGUUAAACAUUUAUUGGAAACCUGGUGGCCUUAAAAAAACUAACAGGGUAGUAAUUAAUUAUUGGGCAGUUAGCCUGGUAUACCAGGUGCCAGAUUAUUCAUUGGGAGGCCCAUUCCAUUUUGACAGCAGUUGCUUAGCGGAUUGUAUGAUCUGCCCACCAGAGGUCAGUGUAACAGUCACUGAGAUUUACUGAACAGAGUGUACGUGGUGCAAGCCUGUACCCAGUAAAUGCUCAGCACUACGCUGGGGUUCUAUGUACACUAUAAAAUCCUGAUUUACAUCAGUUAAUGAGAUAACCCAAUCAGCAUGUUUGGGGAGGUCCACGUUAAAACAGUGGGGGUGCUCCAGGGCAUGGCCAGGCUGGAUAUAAAGAGGUCCAGGGAGCGGGCUGUGGCAGGAGUUAUCCUUGCUGCCUGUCUGACUCUGUUCCAUGGUUAUGUUUGUGCCUGGCUGUCCUUGGAGAGGGAGCAUGUGGUAUCCAUCAAUGCUGUCGAUGCCUUUAGAGAGAGGUGGGCACUGCGGAUAUACAGUGCUUUAUUUCCCCCUCCAACUCCAUUUUGUUUUAGUCCCUUCCUGCUUUCCCUACCCCUCACCUUUGAUGGUUUGCAUUGCCAUAAUGGGCUUUGCAUGUAAAUACUAAAUUGGAUACAUGAGUGCUUUUACCAGUGGUGAUUUCUAUUAAAACAAAACUAAAAUAGUUGGGGAGCAGGAAUGAGUGGUUACUGCUAGGGUUGACUACCUUCAUUUUAACACUGCCACUAGCUGGAAUGAAACUCACUGUAAUAAUUCCCACAUCGGGACUCACAGAAGCAAGUGGGAAAACAGACCGAGAGACCUGGGUUCAAGUCUCACCUGUUCCAGGGGAGUCUAAUAACAUCUCUGAACAGGUUGAUUAGAAAAAUAGGUUAGAUUUUUUAAAAUAAGUUUUAUAUAUCAGAGUGCAAACUGGACUUUGAAAUUUUAGAAAUUUUGGGACACCCCACUCAGAACAAAAUGGCCUCUUGCCUCUGUAACCAGAUGGGCGACAACACUCAUUUAAUUUAGUUUGUGUGUACUUAUCUGUGUAAAAGUUUUGUGUCACGUCUGCAAAUGCCACAUCUUAGUCCUUUUACAAGUCUCAAAUAAUCAUCAUCUCCACUUAAUUUAGUACUUGCUGACAACUCAGAUAUUCUGACAGUAAAUACUCACUUUGCUGUGUCAGUUUUGUGGUUUCAUUCAAACUAUCAGAUAACUCAAAUUUUGUUGAGCAGAUAAAUGAGUUAGAAUUGUAAAGGAGGAAGUAACAGCAAAGAACGUGCUAAAUGCUGUUCCCUACCACUUGACUAGAGGUGAGGUUAUGGAGUUGAAACAGUUGUAUGGCAAUUUCUAACAUAUUUUAUUAAAGAAGGGAAAGGAAUUCA